UAUUUUCAAAAUCAAUAUUAUUAAAUGGACAAAUAUCAGAAGUAACAAAUGGGUUAUUGGAAAAUGCUACAUUGAUGGUUGCUAAACCUAAGAAGCUUGUAAGCAAAGAUCGUUUGAUGAAAUUUAAAGAAGGUGUGAAUCUACAAAGGCUCGAUAGAAUUUCUUAUGAACCUACUUUAAAUUGGAAUCAAGAUACAGUUCUUAAUAAACGUAAAUAUUCCUCGUUCACAAUACACUACACAAUCGAUUCUCCGAUUCAUCGUACCACAAUAAAAAACACAUUUGAAAUUCCCGAAAGGGCAUCAUUAGAGGAGUUGCUUUCUCACAUAAAUAAACAACAAACUGCCACCUCUUCUUUUGAAGCUACAUCUAAGAAAUUUUACUAUGAAAAUACUUUUAACCAGAAAAUUAUGAUAGUUGAUGAGGAAGAUUGGAAACUUGCUAAAUGGGAAAGAAAAAGGUCUG
This is a messenger RNA of Racocetra persica, 465 nucleotides long. The record is from the annotation of a GenBank genome assembly. Lineage: Eukaryota; Fungi; Glomeromycota; Glomeromycetes; Diversisporales; Gigasporaceae.